Syzygium oleosum is the source of this 482-nucleotide messenger RNA. Its product is annotated as flowering-promoting factor 1-like. The coding region runs from base 1 to 342 and encodes 113 amino acids. The record is from RefSeq and is a predicted model, not a curated record. Lineage: Eukaryota; Viridiplantae; Streptophyta; Magnoliopsida; Myrtales; Myrtaceae. Gene Ontology annotation, biological process: vegetative to reproductive phase transition of meristem; regulation of flower development. The transcript has a single exon.
AUGUCGGGGGUUUGGGUGUUUGAGAACGGAGUGUACCGUUUGGUCAAGAACCCGCAGGCGGAGGGGUUGGACGGGAGGCAGGCGAGUCCCCGUAGGAAGGUCUUGGUGCACUUGCCAAGCGGGGAGGCGAUAUCUUCCUACUCUUCGUUGGAGCAAAUUUUGAGAGGAUUGGGAUGGGAGAGGUACCACGGCAGGGGAGACGCCGACCUCAUACAGUUCCACAAGCACAACUCCAAUGACCUUAUCUCUCUCCCCCGCGACUUCUCCAAGUUCAGCACCGUCCACAUGUACAACAUUGUCAUCAAUAAUCCCAACAUCUUCCAUGUACAAGACCGCUCUUGAUCCGUCGCGAGGCCCCUCUUCAUGUGUCCGGUGUCUGGGUGCAUGUGCUAUCUCGAGUUGGUCUCAGGCUUUGAUUAUCAUGUGUCUUAGAUGUUUCCCUUUCCACGCUCAUAUGUAAUUUCUCUUGUCAAAUUCUCAGU